CAUGUGAAGUGAGAUGGAGCAGCAGCAGCAGUCGGAGGAGGCGCCGCCGACCCUGACAGGGUAGCCUUUCAGGGUAGCCAUGUGCAACUUGACAGCGUCGAACAACUCGUCCAACUGUUCCUUGGCAGGCGGGUCGCCAGGAGGAGGGGAAGAGGAGCACCCAAACAAUUACUGGGCACUGCUGGCCCUGGCCCUGGUGGCGGCCACCGCGGCCGGCAACAUCCUCGUCUGCCUGGCCAUCAGCUGGGAGCGGCGCCUGCAGAACGUGACCAACUACUUCCUCAUGUCGCUGGCCAUCACCGACCUGAUGGUGGCCAUUCUGGUCAUGCCACUCGGCAUCCUCACUCUGGUGCGAGGGUUCUUCCCGUUGCCGAGCGAAUACUGCCUGGCGUGGGUGUGCCUCGACGUGCUCUUCUGCACGGCCUCCAUCAUGCACCUCUGCACCAUCAGCGUUGACCGCUUCCUCAGCCUGCGCUACCCCAUGAGAUUCGGACGCAACAAGACCCGUCGGCGCGUCGUCCUCAAAAUCCUAUUCGUCUGGCUCCUCUCCGUCGCGAUGAGUUUGCCGCUCAGCCUCAUGUACUCGCAGGACCACAGUUCCGUGCUGGUGGAUGGAACGUGCCAAAUUCCGGAUCCGCUGUACAAGCUGAUCGGCUCCAUUGUGUGUUUCUACAUUCCACUGGGGGUCAUGCUGCUGACCUACGCGCUCACCGUGCGCCUGCUUCACGUCCAGCAACGCAAUCUGGGAAUGGGCACCACCACGACAGGCAGCGGAGGUGGAACGCCCGCAGCCGCCCCGACCGCAGGAAGUCAAUGGGAGAGCAACUGGUAUUCAACAGCCUCGACUUCUGCUGCUCACCACAUGCAGGCUAUGCAAAUUCAAACGCCACCCAUAUCGGAUCGACGCCGUUCCACUUGGCGCCGACUUCUUAGCAAAACGCACUCAGGCAAUUCCUCCUCAACGACAGACACGGAACUCACGGAGCUCAGCAUGCUGGCGGCCGGACCCCAGCCUCCUCCGGCCCCUGGAACUCUGGACCCCGGUGACCUUUGGCUCCAAGAGGCACCCCUUCCCACACCUGUUACAAUAACUGCUCUGCAUCGCUUCGGAACAGAAAUGCUCCGGCUAUCUAAGGGUUUGGAAACGUCCCGGCCAAGCAAUCUGAACCACUGGAGUGAAGGAAACUCAGAGGAGCAGACAAGCUCCGAGAUGAAGGGUGAUGGCGAUUUGGAAAAGGAUGCCGAAGGAAAACCGCAAGCCAAGGAUGGCCCGAGCACAGGUGAGGGGUUCUCUACUUCAAACGCAGCGUCAGCUCCCGAGGAAUUCCCACCAAUUGCACCGUGCACCUGUCCCUACUUUGGCAACACCAAGAACAGACGCCCCCCACCCACUGCUCAACCCGAACUAGUAAUAGUGCCAAGUCCUCGCAGGGCUAUUUCCUCCCCUAGCAACCUGCGCAACCAGGUGCAAGUGUCCUGGAGCGACAAACGUGGCGUGGUUUCGUCAACAGUGGCGCCGCCACAGCAACAGGCGCAGACGACGCCACUGCUGCGGCGAGCAGUCACCAUGCGCUACUCCGGAGGACACAGGGCUGCCAACCUGACCGACUCGCCCAUGUUGCAAACACGAGCUAAUAGUGUUCGGCCACCUCACAGUCGCCAGAGCAGCGUUUCUCGCAACUCGAGUCGCCACGGACGCAUCCUGAGGCUCGAGCAAAAGGCCACCAAAGUCCUGGGAGUUGUGUUCUUCACCUUUGUGGUUCUGUGGGCACCUUUUUUCGUUUUGAACCUGGUGCCAGCGCUGUGCAGCGAGUGCGAAAGACACAUUAGUGUUGGGGUUUUUGACUUUGUCACGUGGCUAGGGUACGCCAGUUCCAUGGUGAAUCCCAUAUUCUAUACAAUUUUUAACAAAGUGUUCCGGCAGGCAUUCAAGAAGGUUUUAUUGUGCCGGUACCGACGAAGGGUAGUGAAAUAAAAUGUAAUGUUGCAUCUCACCAUAUAUUCUAUGUUUGACUGUUUACGUGUGCAAACGCAGAUCUCAUAAAAACCUGUUAGCCAAGCACACAAAUCCUUCGUUUUGUGUUUAGAGUAAGAAGAUAUAUUGUAUGUUAUAUUUACGUGUCAGUAGCAUUUAAUAAUCUACGCAAUUUCUUGUAGAAUUUCCGUUGGAUAAUAAUUAUUAAAAAAAAGGCAAGAGUAUAAUUGUGUCCAGGUGUUAAAAAUAUCAUUCCCAAAAUCUAGCUUAGGUCCGGCUUUUUGUGAUAACAAGUUUUGAUGUAUACAAAAGUGACACAUCCGAGCAAUUUAGAAUCCGCCGCAAGUCUGACUUGCUGAUCCAGAGAAGUAGGACAUUUUCAAUCAUGUGAGGUGCCGCCUGCGUGAUAAGAUUUGCUAAUGUGCUCCCUCAGUAAGGCAAUUAUAAACGUUAAGUCGAAAAAUUGGUAAAAAAAGAGAGAAUAUUGAAAUUGUCUUGUUUCAGUGUUGAAUGCGUAAUAAAAUAUUUCCAUUAUA
Molecule: messenger RNA, 2511 nt
Organism: Neocloeon triangulifer
Lineage: Eukaryota; Metazoa; Arthropoda; Insecta; Ephemeroptera; Baetidae
Gene: 5-HT2B
Product: 5-hydroxytryptamine receptor 2B
Exons: 5
Coding region: 80-1975 (631 amino acids)
Biological process (GO): adenylate cyclase-activating adrenergic receptor signaling pathway
Cellular component (GO): membrane
Molecular function (GO): dopamine neurotransmitter receptor activity, coupled via Gi/Go; G protein-coupled receptor activity
Source: RefSeq, a predicted model, not a curated record